Wickerhamiella sorbophila is the source of this 1041-nucleotide messenger RNA. RefSeq names its product DNA oxidative demethylase ALKBH2. The record is from RefSeq and is a predicted model, not a curated record. Gene Ontology annotation, molecular function: dioxygenase activity. Gene Ontology annotation, cellular component: nucleus. The transcript has a single exon. NCBI's taxonomy places the organism in Eukaryota, Fungi, Ascomycota, Dipodascomycetes, Dipodascales, Trichomonascaceae. The coding region runs from base 1 to 1041 and encodes 346 amino acids. Gene Ontology annotation, biological process: DNA repair; DNA alkylation repair.
AUGUCAACAGAUCAGCUGCUAGGAGCUGUUUUACGGCGGGUUCCUGAUGGCGAUCCCGUGUAUUUAUUGGAAUUGAUAGCAGAGUGUGGUGGCGACAUAUCCAAGGUCUUCAAACUGCUGGGCGUAAAUAAUGCAAGCAGCAAAAUCCAGUCAACAUUCAAGGUGUCAAAGGCGCCUCCGCCACAGGCCACCCGACCCAAAAGCGGUGUCGUACAUCUGCACACACCGGAGCAAGUAAAAGCGGCCAACAUUUGCUGCUCACUGCACUUGAGUGUUUUAGAAAGUUCCCGUGCGAACGCUUUGUUGUGCGAGCUUUUGGAGGACAGCCAAGACUGGAAAAGCUCCAAGUUUUAUCUGUUUGAUCGAGAGGUCCAAUCCCCCCAUACUUCCGCUACAUAUGCGGAUGAUGAAAUGUUGUUAAAAACUCAGGCAUCAACGUAUCAAGGGCGGAUGGUAGAGAAGAUUCUCCCUUUCAAUAAAGCGAUGGCCGAAGCACGAGACACAAUUCAAGCUAUCGUUAAUACAGAGAUGGAAAAACGAGCUGCCAAGGCAGGUAAAACUAAUUGGGUCAGUCAUUUUGCAAUUUGCAACCACUACAAGAGUAAAGACGAAAGUGUGGGGUACCACUCGGAUCAACUGACCCAUCUUGGCCCAAAGCCUACAAUCGCAGGGCUAUCAUUGGGGUCUUGUCGAGAGUUCCGCUUCAAGCAUCGACAUACUAAAAACUCGCCCGUCUACUCCAUUCGCCUCCCUCACAACAGCCUCGUGAUCAUGCACGCCGGUAACCAGGAGCUGUUCAAGCACAGCAUUGUACCCGUCCGCGCAGUUGACACGAAUCCAGUUUCGGGUACAUCCCGCAUAAGCAUCACUUACCGCUAUUAUCAUCCAGAUUAUACCUAUGAAAAGAUUCCUAAGUGUCGCUGUGAUAAGCCUAUGAUUCUCCGCACUACCGUUGGACUGCCCUACAAAUACAUUUGGCAGUGCGGCACAGCAUACCAAACAAACAAAGGCUGCGGUAAAGUAAUCGAAAAGGAUCCGUGA